Molecule: messenger RNA, 1912 nt
Organism: Zophobas morio
Lineage: Eukaryota; Metazoa; Arthropoda; Insecta; Coleoptera; Tenebrionidae
Product: probable cytochrome P450 6a19
Exons: 3
Coding region: 178-1683 (501 amino acids)
Molecular function (GO): iron ion binding; heme binding; oxidoreductase activity, acting on paired donors, with incorporation or reduction of molecular oxygen
Source: RefSeq, a predicted model, not a curated record
CUUUACACAAUUACAAGAUCACCCACCGUUGUGGAUGUGCUCGUUAGCAAGUGGCCAUUCAACCGUACUUAUGUUUUAAAUAAAAAAAACUAAUACUCCCGUAUGUUUCUGCAUGAGGUGCCAGUGGUACUGCAAAUUCCCUAUAAAUAACCAAAUACUAAAAAACGUAAAUCUGAAAUGGCCCUCGUUAGCUGCGGCUUCUGUAAUUUUCUGGCCGCAGUAACAACACUGACGAUCAUCAUAAUCACAUACUAUAAAUGGAGCUUCCAGUACUGGCGACGCCGAAACAUACCCUAUUUAAAGCCUAAAAUUCCCUGGGGAACAUCAUCCAAUCCACUGAAACCAAAAGAAUUCAUCGGUUUGCGUCUGAAGCGUCAAUAUGAUGCAAUGAAAGCCAGAGGGUGGAAACACGGAGGACUUUUCUCCCUCACGCGUCCCAUGUAUCUAGUGCUUGAUUUGGACUACGUCAAAAAUAUUUUGGCGAAGGAUUUUCAGUACUUUCUUAAUCGUGGAUUCUAUUACAAUGAAAAAGAUGAUCCCCUAAGUGCCCACCUCUUCGCCAUAGGUGGACAAAAAUGGAGAAACUUGAGGACCAAACUAACACCAACUUUCACGUCUGGGAAGAUGAAGAUGAUGUUUCAAACGCUGGUAGACACUGUACCGAAUCUUAUAAAAACAAUUGAGUCAGAUUGUGCUUCACAAACACCUAUUGACAUCAAAGAAGUUCUAGGAUGUUUUACUACCGAUGUUAUUGGUUCUUGUGCUUUUGGUUUGGAUUGUAACACGUUUAAAGAAGAGAAUUCGCCGUUCAGAGAAUAUGGCCGUAAAGCUCUGCUUAUGUCGCCAUUACUAAUGUUAAAAUUAAUAUUUGGUAUGCGUUUUCCUAACGUGGCUAAAAGUUUAGGAGUAACGACAGUACCUAAAAAUGUGUCAGCUUUUUUCAUGAAAGUAGUCAAAGAUACGAUCGACUACAGAGAAGCGAACAAAGUCACUCGUAAAGAUUUCAUGCAGAUACUUAUAGACUUAAAAAAUCAAACCAGUGAUGCUUUAACAGCUGAAGAAGUCGCAGCUCAGUGUUACGUAUUCUUUUUAGCUGGCUUUGAAACAUCUUCCACUGUUAUGACUUUUACACUUUACGAAUUAGCACGAAAUCCCCAUUUACAAGAAAAAUUGAGACAUGAAAUUAACACCGUUUUGGAAAAACAUGAUACCAAAAUCACGUAUGAAGCUAUUCAAGAGAUGAAAUAUAUGGAGCAAGUGAUUAACGAAGCUUUAAGAAUGUACCCUCCACUUUCCCUUCUUAACAGAAAAUGCCUCAAAGACUAUAAAGUUCCUGAUGAAGAUGUUAUUAUCGAAGAAGGUAUGUCUGUUACAAUAUCGGUCCUGGCCAUACACUACGACAGGGAGUACUACCCGGAGCCUGAGAAAUUCGAUCCUGAACGAUUCAGUGAAGAAAACAAGAAAUCGAGACAUCCCUAUGCUCAUAUUCCUUUUGGUGAAGGUCCUAGAAAUUGUAUAGGUAUGCGGUUUGGUUUGAUGCAAACCAAGGUUGGGUUAGCAACUCUGUUAAGACACUAUAAGUUUACGGUUAACGAGAAAACUCUGGAACCGUUGAAAAUGAAAGUAAACACGAUUAUAACUUCUGCGGAAGGUGAAAUUUGGUUGAGUGCUGAGAAAAUAUAAAUUUCUGAAGAAAUACGAAAUACUGAAGGGAACAAUAUUAUUUACAACUGUAUUUUCUACAUGUUGUUGAUACAUAAACUUUGAGAGUGAUAAGUUUAAUGAGCAUUAGCUUAUCUUUAUAGUAUAUAAAGCUGUUAUAAGUAAGUACUAAAAAUUUCUCAGACGGAAGCUUUAAAUACAAUUGAAACAGAUAUUUUUGUAAAAGGGGAUUAUAAUGCUAGUUGCAUUA